AUGUUCAUCCUGACCAAAAUCGCCGACUUGGUGCAGAUUGCGCCGGCAGACUUCUCCAAGCGGAGCAAGGAAGCCAUUGAGGACAACAUCAACGCCAAAUACUCCAACAAGGUCAUCCAGAAAAUUGGUCUCUGCAUAUGCUUGUAUGACCUGCAAUGGGCCUCAGAAGGUCUCAUCGGCCAUGGCACUGGCCUGGUCAAUGUCAAUGCUGAUCAAGCGCAAUCUCUAGUCGAGUUUCGCAUGGUGGUGUUUCGUCCCUUCAAAGGUGAGGUCAUGAUGGCCAGAAUAUCAACCUCCACGCCCGAAGGCAUCUACUUGCAGACGGAUUUCUUCGCCGACAUCUUUGUUUCGUAUGAGUACCUACCACCGGGUGCCGAAUUUAGUCAUAGCCAUCAACUCUGGGUCUGGAACGUUGAUGAAGAGCAACGGCUCCUUUAUGAAAUGCACGAAAUGGUCCGCUUCCAGGUCAUCGAUGAGGAGUGGCACGACCAAGCACCUGCUGGACCAAAAAAGCAAGAAGAAACGGAGGCAACGGCACCAUACAGAAUCAAGGGCAGCAUGAUUGCUGAUGGACUAGGCCUGUGCCUCUGGUGGGACUAG
This is a messenger RNA of Fusarium vanettenii 77-13-4, 600 nucleotides long. RefSeq lists its product as uncharacterized. NCBI's taxonomy places the organism in Eukaryota, Fungi, Ascomycota, Sordariomycetes, Hypocreales, Nectriaceae. Bases 1 to 600 code for a protein of 199 amino acids. Gene Ontology annotation, cellular component: RNA polymerase III complex. Gene Ontology annotation, biological process: DNA-templated transcription; transcription initiation at RNA polymerase III promoter. The transcript is spliced from 4 exons. The record is from RefSeq and is a predicted model, not a curated record.